Molecule: messenger RNA, 2683 nt
Organism: Prosopis cineraria
Lineage: Eukaryota; Viridiplantae; Streptophyta; Magnoliopsida; Fabales; Fabaceae
Product: beta-1,3-galactosyltransferase GALT1-like
Exons: 9
Cellular component (GO): Golgi membrane
Molecular function (GO): carbohydrate binding; UDP-galactose:N-glycan beta-1,3-galactosyltransferase activity
Source: RefSeq, a predicted model, not a curated record
CCAUGCACCACAGUGCACGGCAUAGAGUCUGAAUAAGUGUUACAUGAAUCAACUGACAAGAAGAAGAGGAGAAAAGGACAAUAUAAGAGAGGAGAAGGAGCAAGGCUCUGCUAAGGAUUGUCAUCUCAAAUUACUGGCUUGCCAGGAGACCAAGUCUGCUUCCUGAAGAGGACUAUAACACCAGCAAGAAGAAGAACAAAGGCUUUCUUCCUUCUCGUCUGGUUUCUUCACUUCAUUCUUUCGCUUUUCCAGCUUUUUCCAGAGAAAACUUGUCCAGGACCAGCAUUUGACUGCAUCUCUCUGCAAGUGACAUGGUGGAUGUCUCUGUUUCCAGAACUAUAAGGGUGAAUUUUAGGGUGAAAUCCUUUGCACAGAUGUUUCUUACAGUCUAUAUCAAAUCACUUUUACUGUUUGUUUCAUAUAACACCAAUUUUGGUUAUAUUGAUGACUCCAAAAGAACCUGAAAAUUAUUCACAUGACAGUUUUGGUGUCCUUUUUCUCAAGUCCUGUGACUUCUAGGUCCUGAGUGAUUGCUCAUUCCUAUGAUCAUCAAGAUGAAUAAAUGGUAUGGUGGGGUUCUGAUGGCUUCCUUGUUUACAUUGUUUAUGCUUCUGAUACUGAGAUAUGGGGUCAUGAAAAACCCUAUUGGCGAAGGCUAUCUAACUAUAUCUAACAUCUCUAAUGGCACUAAUCCUCUUAAAUGGAUAAAUCCUGGGGUUCCACCUGCCAUUCAAAAUCCGGUGAGUUAUUCUCAAGUGAUUUCUGCUGAUCUUGUCGUGUCAACCCUCUUUGAUCAAGGCAACUUCUCCAAAGAAGAGCAACAAACUCUGCAGACAUGGAACCAAUUGAAACACUUGACUGGUCAUGCCCAGGGUUUACCUAAUGCAGUGGAAGCUAUCAAGGAAGCUGCAGGAGCAUGGAAUAAUCUCAUGCACUCAGUUGAAGAGCGAAGAGAAGGUUAUGCAAGUGACAGUUUAGAUUGGAGAAUGAAAGAGAAGCAAUGUCGCCAUUUUCUUGAUAACAUGAAUUCAACAGGACUUGAUAAUAGUAGUUUCAGAUUGCGAUUUCCUUGUGGCCUGACACAAGGUUCUUCUGUGACUGUCAUUGGCAUCCCCUAUGGUCUUCUUGGUAAUUUUCGAAUUGACUUGACAGGAGAACCUCUUCCUGGGGAGCCUGACCCCCCAAUUAUUUUGCACUAUAAUGUGAGGCUUCAUGGUGAUAAAAUCACUGAAGAUCCUGUAAUUGUCCAAAACACCUGGACUGUAGCUCAUGAUUGGGGUGAAGAGGAGCGAUGUCCAACCCCUGCUCCUGGCAAAAUCAAGAAAGUUGAUGAGCUUUGGCAAUGUAAUAAGAUUGUAGGGAAGAACAUUAGCCAACUUUCAAUUUCUGGCCUGAAUUCACACACUUCAGGGAAACUUUCAGCAUCAGGACAUUCUAAAAAUAAAAAAUACUUUCCUUUUAAGCAAGGAAUACUAUUUGUUGCAACUCUACGGGUUGGAUCAGAGGGAAUCCAGAUGGCUGUUGAUGGAAAGCACAUAUCAUCAUUUGCUUUCCGCGAAACUUUGGAGCCAUGACUUGUCAGUGAAAUGAGAAUUUCUGGGGACAUCAACUUGAUUUCUGUUCUUGCCAGUGGUUUGCCCACUUCAGAAGACACAGAACAUAUUAUUGAUCUGGAAUCAUUGAAAUCAAUAACUCUAUCUGUGCGGACUCCAUUAGAUCUCUUAAUUGGUGUUUUCUCUACAGCUGACAAUUUUAAGCGUAGGAUGGCUGUUAGAAGAACCUGGCUGCAAUACUAUGCAGUUCAAUCCAAUACAGCUGCUGUGCGAUUCUUUGUCGGUUUGCAUAAAAACCAAAUAGUUAAUGAAGAACUGUGGAAAGAAGCAGAGACCUACGGAGACAUCCAGUUGAUGCCAUUUGUCGAUUAUUACAGCCUUAUCACUUGGAAAACUUUGGCAAUCUGCAUAUUUGGGACAGAGGUUGUAUCAGCAAAAUAUGUCAUGAAGACAGAUGACGAUGCUUUUGUUCGUGUCGAUGAAGUACUUGCUUCUUUGAAAAGGGUCAACAGGACUCGUGGGUUGCUUUACGGACUCAUAAAUUCAGAUUCCCGACCUCACCGUAGCACUGAUAGCAAGUGGUACAUCAGCCCUGAGGAAUGGCCUGAUUCAACUUAUCCCCCUUGGGCACAUGGUCCUGGCUACCUAGUCUCACAUGAUAUAGCUAGGAAAGUGUAUGAGAGAUGCAGAGAGAGUCAUUUAAAGAUGUUCAAGUUAGAAGACGUGGCGAUGGGAAUCUGGAUUGCAGACAUGAAGAAGGAGGGUCUGGAGGUUUGGUACGAGCACGAAGCGAGAGUGUAUAACGAGGGUUGCCAGGAUGAUUACGUGGUGGCUCAUUACCAGGGUCCAAGAGGGAUGCUGUGUUUGUGGCAGAAACUUCAGGAUGGAAAAGGUGCAAAAUGCUGUGGCAAUAGAAGAUGACUCCAAAACAUGACUGGCUACCCUAUAACUUUUACUAGUGUUACACCUCACAAAGGGGGAAAAAAAGGAUCUUAAAAAUCACUCCUUUUCAUGGAGAAUGUAUAAUUAGGGUUGUUAGUGUAGCUAGAAUUUAUUAGAAAGAGUUCAUGGCAGUACACAGUAGUAGUGUGAAAUUCUUUGAAGUAAAGCAUAUAUCCGUAUUAGAGAUA